AUGGUUUUGAUUGUUAAUCCACCCAAAGACUUGAAGAAACCACGUGGAAAGAAAUGCUUCUUUGUGAAGUUUUUUGGAACAGAAGAUCAUGCCUGGAUCAAAGUGGAACAGCUAAAGCCAUACCAUGCGCACAAGGAGGAAAUGAUAAAGAUUAACAAGGGAAAACGGUUCCAGCAAGCUGUGGAUGCCGUUGAAGAGUUCCUCCGGAGAGCCAAAGGGAAAGACCAGACAUCGUCCCACAAUUCUGCUGAUGACAAGAAUCGGCGUAAUUCCAGUGAGGAGAGAAGUAGGCCAAACUCAGGUGAUGAGAAGCGGAAGCUUAGCCUGUCUGAAGGGAAGGUGAAGAAGAACAUGGGAGAAGGAAAGAAGAGGGUGUCUUCAGGCUCUUCAGAGAGAGGCUCCAAGUCCCCUCUGAAAAGAGCCCAAGAGCAGAGUCCCCGGAAACGGGGUCGGCCCCCAAAGGAUGAGAAGGAUCUCACCAUCCCUGAGUCUAGUACCGUGAAGGGGGUGAUGGCUGGACCGAUGGCCGCGUUUAAAUGGCAGCCAACUGUGAGCGAGCCUGUGAAAGAUGCAGACCCUCAUUUCCAUCAUUUCCUGCUCAGCCAAACUGAGAAGCCAGCUGUCUGUUACCAAGCAAUCACAAAGAAGUUGAAAAUAUGUGAAGAGGAAACCGGGUCCACCUCCAUCCAGGCAGCAGACAGCACAGCAGUGAAUGGCAGCAUCACACCCACAGACAAAAAGAUAGGAUUUUUGGGCCUUGGCCUCAUGGGAAGUGGCAUCGUCUCCAACUUGCUAAAAAUGGGUCACACAGUAACCGUCUGGAACCGGACUGCAGAGAAAGAGGGGGCCCGCCUAGGAAGAACCCCCGCUGAAGUCGUUUCAACUUGUGACAUCACCUUCGCCUGCGUGUCAGAUCCCAAGGCAGCCAAGGACCUGGUGCUGGGCCCCAGUGGUGUACUGCAAGGGAUCCGCCCUGGGAAGUGCUAUGUGGACAUGUCAACAGUGGAUGCUGACACAGUCACUGAGCUGGCCCAGGUGAUUGUGUCCAGGGGGGGCCGCUUUCUGGAAGCCCCGGUCUCAGGGAAUCAGCAGCUGUCUAAUGACGGGAUGUUGGUGAUCUUAGCAGCAGGAGACAGGGGCUUGUAUGAGGACUGCAGCAGCUGCUUCCAGGCAAUGGGGAAGACCUCCUUCUUUCUAGGUGAGGUUGGCAACGCAGCCAAGAUGAUGCUGAUCGUGAACAUGGUCCAGGGAAGCUUCAUGGCCACCAUCGCUGAGGGCUUGACCCUGGCCCAAGUGACAGGCCAGUCCCAGCAGACACUCUUGGACAUCCUCAAUCAGGGACAGUUGGCCAGCAUCUUCCUGGACCAGAAGUGCCAAAAUAUCCUGCAAGGAAACUUUAAGCCUGAUUUCUACCUGAAGUACAUCCAGAAGGAUCUCCGCUUAGCCAUUGCCUUGGGUGAUGCGGUCAACCAUCCUACUCCUAUGGCAGCUGCAGCCAACGAGGUGUACAAAAGAGCCAAGGCACUGGACCAGUCUGACAACGACAUGUCUGCCGUGUACCGAGCCUAUAUACACUAA
This is a messenger RNA of Puma concolor (puma), 1578 nucleotides long. Lineage: Eukaryota; Metazoa; Chordata; Mammalia; Carnivora; Felidae. The record is from RefSeq and is a predicted model, not a curated record.